This is a messenger RNA of Phascolarctos cinereus (koala), 942 nucleotides long. RefSeq lists its product as uncharacterized. The record is from RefSeq and is a predicted model, not a curated record. NCBI's taxonomy places the organism in Eukaryota, Metazoa, Chordata, Mammalia, Diprotodontia, Phascolarctidae.
ACAUAACCAAGCCUAUUCCCCACUCUGGCAAGCGUUCAAGAGAACAUUGACAAGGCUGCUCUCCUCUGCCAGCCGGUGGAGCCAGGGGAGGUUGGAGCUCAGAGGACGACCGCCUCGGCCGUCCACACUUGGCAUGAGGCAGAGACCGGGGUCCUGGGCCAGAGGGCCUCCGGGAAUGGCUGAGGGCAAGCUAGAGGUCCUGGAGAAGUUCUUUCAGCCUCCUUGGGCCUGGGAACAGGCGUCCUCAUGGAGCUCAGCGUCCCCCUCCCCCGCCUCCUCAGGCCACCUCCCCCAGCUGGGCAGGGGGCCGGUGAUCGGCGGCCGGGGCCCGGGGGAGAGGCUGAGGUUUUCCGCCUUCCUAGAUGAGGUGACACAGAGGGUGCUGAGUCCUGCCCAGCUCCGGGCUCUGGGAUGGAGGGGUGCCCUGGACCAACGUAGACACUCUCCUCCCCCAGGAAGCCAGCUGGUGUUUCCCGAGGACCAGCUCUCUGAGACACAGACACAGACGCAGCCAGAGUCAGUGGAGCCCCGAGGGGGCUCCUUGGACACAAGAUCUACAGGGGAAGAUGGAGAUGGGGACCCCAAGUUCGACCUGGAGCAGGUGUGGGAGGAGCUGAUGACCUUGAAGGAACAGUUCCUGAGGCUGCAGGAGGACCUGGCCAGCACCCGCAGGGCCCACCAAGUGCUGGAGGAGAAGCUGCAAAGCCUGGUGUCUAGGUUGGCCUCCAGCCCCCCGGGACCCCCUGUGUUCCUUCUCCUGAACGAGGCUCCCAGCUGCUCCUUGGACUCCUCCAUGCCCUGGGCGAGCCCAGAGUUGAGGGAGGGGGGGUAGUGUGGGGGUUCUGGGUUCAACCAUGGGGGAAGAUCUCCAUCCCCGUGAGGGGACUGCACCUCAGGCUCCCCUGCUCCACCCUUCUUAAUGUCAGCAAUAAAGCCCUAGCC